AUGGGAAAUGAAAACUCAGUUCAAAAGCAAGUUCCAAAAGUAUCUGCUGCCGAACAGAAUGCAAAUUCAGUUCAACUGAAAGUAUUUGUUGAUGAAAAGAAGAAAAAGGUGAUGUUUGCAGAAGCAGAGGAAGACUUUGUGGAAAUCCUCUUCAGUUUUCUCACUUUGCCUCUUGGAACAAUCGCAAGACUCUCAAGAAAAUAUGAAGACAAAGUUGGAAGCUUAACUUCUCUAUAUGAAAGUUUCGAAAAUUUAAAUAAAAAACUUUUCUUUAAGUACUGGUAUAAGGAUUGUCUAGUUAAUCCAAUAAAUUCAUCUGCUAAUGUUUGCGAGAAGCUUAAAGUAAAUCUAAAUGGAACAAAGUCAAUCCCUUGUCAGCCUGAUGCAAUCUUUUUCAAAAAGAAGGGUAGAUUCAUCAUUACUGACGAUCUCAAUAUCCUUCCUCUCGUGAUGGACACAAGCAUUGCACUCCUUAAUUCUCUUGGUGUUGAAUCCAUUGAUUUACUACAUGAAAGAACUAUAUAUUUUGGCUUAAAAGAGUUCUCGAAUCUACUAAAGUGGACAUUAUUGACAAAUAAUCCUUUGACAAAUAUGGUGGUUGGGGGAAGUAAGCCAUGUUCAACAUUGUUCACAUACUCUACACCAUGUAUAUCACCUUUCAUGGCGGGUGACUCUAGCCAGACAACAGUAAAAUUACUUGUACAAAAAUCAAAGAAGGUAUUAUGUGCACAAGUGGAGAAUCAUUUUGUGGAACUUCUUUUUAGCUUCUUAACUAUCCCAUUGGGUGCAUACGAACAUUUAACAAAGGAUAUGAGUUCAUCACCCGUGGGUAUAAGUAAUCUAUAUAAAAGCAUUUCAAGUUUGGGAGUAAGAAAAUACUUGAAAUCUGAGGAUGUGAAGACCAUAUUACUUUGCUCAAAAGUUGCAGUUAAUUACUACUGUGUCACUGAUUUGCUUCCGAUUUAUGAAGUUAAUACACAACCAGGUCGAUUCCUUAAAGAACAAGCAACAUUCAUAGUGAUCUGA
This is a messenger RNA of Lactuca virosa, 1026 nucleotides long. The record is from the annotation of a GenBank genome assembly. NCBI's taxonomy places the organism in Eukaryota, Viridiplantae, Streptophyta, Magnoliopsida, Asterales, Asteraceae.